Molecule: messenger RNA, 1518 nt
Organism: Bufo bufo (common toad)
Lineage: Eukaryota; Metazoa; Chordata; Amphibia; Anura; Bufonidae
Gene: KATNAL1
Product: katanin catalytic subunit A1 like 1
Exons: 10
Coding region: 7-1476 (489 amino acids)
Biological process (GO): microtubule severing
Cellular component (GO): microtubule cytoskeleton; microtubule
Molecular function (GO): microtubule binding; ATP binding; microtubule severing ATPase activity
Source: RefSeq, a predicted model, not a curated record
ACAAAAAUGAAUUUGGCUGAGAUGUGCGAUAACGCUAAAAAAGGCAGAGAAUACGCUCUUCUUGGAAAUUAUGACUCGUCCAUGGUUUAUUACCAGGGAGUAAUUCAGCAAAUUCAAAAACACUUUCAGAAUAUUAGGGAUCCAGUGGUGAAGGUCAAGUGGCAGCAGGUGUGCCAAGAGCUGGUGGAAGAAUAUGAGCAAGUCAAGACUAUUGUAAAUACUUUAGAAUCCUUCAAAAUUGAAAAGCCGGCCGAAUUUCCUGUCGCCUUUCAAGACGAACCUGUGAAGGACCCAGCUGUCUGGCCGCCUCCUGUUCCAGCAGAGCACAGGGCUCCUCCUCAGCUCCGAAGACCUAUUAGAGAUGUAAAGAUUUUACGUAAAGAAUCUCCAGGAAACCAACCACACGGCCCUGUUGGCAGAGCCCACCCCAUAUCAAAAAAUGACAAAGCUUCAAACCGCGAAAGAGAUGUCCGAGGAAGAGCGAAGGAGGACAAGGGUCGAAAAAAUCAGCAAGAUGUGGUUGGGGAAAACGAGCUGAAGAAGUUUGAUGGCGCUGGAUAUGACAAAGAUCUUGUGGAAGCGUUAGAGCGUGACAUCAUCUCUAGGAAUCCCAAUGUCCAUUGGGAAGACAUUGCUGAUCUGGAAGAGGCAAAGAAAUUAUUACGAGAAGCUGUAGUCCUUCCUAUGUGGAUGCCAGAUUUUUUCAAGGGGAUCAGAAGACCAUGGAAAGGUGUUUUAAUGGUUGGACCACCUGGUACUGGUAAGACCAUGCUCGCUAAAGCUGUGGCUACAGAAUGUGGAACAACAUUUUUUAAUGUUUCCUCGUCAACCUUAACAUCGAAAUACAGGGGAGAGUCUGAAAAGUUGGUGCGCUUAUUAUUUGAAAUGGCACGAUUUUAUGCUCCCACUACCAUUUUUAUUGAUGAAAUUGACUCGAUCUGCAGCCGUAGAGGAACGUCAGAUGAACAUGAAGCCAGUCGAAGAGUCAAGUCAGAACUGCUCAUCCAAAUGGAUGGGGUUGGAGGCGCCCUGGAAAAUGACGAUCCUUUAAAAAUGGUUAUGGUUCUGGCUGCUACCAAUUUCCCAUGGGACAUCGAUGAGGCUUUACGGAGAAGAUUAGAAAAGAGGAUCUAUAUAGCAUUACCUACAGCUAAUGGAAGAGCUGAGCUGCUGAAAAUAAAUCUCCGAGAAGUUGAGCUGGACCCAGCGGUAAACCUGGAGGAGAUUGCAGAGAAGAUUGAGGGAUACUCUGGCGCAGACAUCACCAAUGUUUGCAGGGAUGCCUCCAUGAUGGCCAUGCGCCGACGUAUCCAGGGCUUAACACCAGAACAAAUCCGUGCUUUGUCUAAGGAUGAGCUACAGAUGCCAGUGACGAUGGCAGACUUUGAGUUGGCACUAAAGAAAAUCUCAAAGUCUGUUUCUGCUUCAGACUUGGAGAAAUAUGAGAAGUGGAUGAGUGAAUUUGGUUCUGCUUAGCAAACCUUCUCUCGUGUAUAGCAUUGGAACGUUUUCAAACUC